Molecule: messenger RNA, 4343 nt
Organism: Haliotis rufescens (red abalone)
Lineage: Eukaryota; Metazoa; Mollusca; Gastropoda; Lepetellida; Haliotidae
Product: sodium- and chloride-dependent glycine transporter 2-like
Exons: 14
Coding region: 152-1933 (593 amino acids)
Biological process (GO): sodium ion transmembrane transport
Cellular component (GO): membrane
Source: RefSeq, a predicted model, not a curated record
CCCCUCACAACCGCUUCAGUUUGGUCAAGGCACGGUUCAAGUUCAUUCUUAUUUAGAUGCCACUUGAACUGGACGGAAAGUUCUGAACUAUGUUAUUGGUGACUAACCUCUGGUCUUACUAAACUGUUUGUCCACUGAUAGGAAAGUAAGGAUGGGCGGGGAAAUAUGGUCGCACCAACUGGACUACUUCCUGACAUUGAUGGGCUACACGGUCGGAGUUGGAAGCAUUUGGAAGUUCCCCUACAUGUGUGCAAGGAAUGGCGGGGGUAGUUUCCUUAUCCCGUUCAUCAUCUUCACUCUGCUGGGGUCUGUACCACUGACGUAUCUGGAGAUGUUCGUGGGCCAGUACUCUCGAGGUGGACCAAUCAGCGCAUGGAAAAUAUGUCCGCCAUUGCGAGGGGUUGGCCUGGGUUCAGUCAUGAUAUCCUGGUUAUUCGCCAUCUACUACCCAGUCUUCUUCGCCUGGAUUCUAUACUACCUCUACUUCUCCUUCUUCCCCACUCUGCCUUGGACACAGUGCAACCAGGAGUGGAACACACAGAACUGUGUCGACGGGACGUCACACAUCAAUAGAACAUUGACAGCCUACAACUCCACAGCCCUUCACAGCAACUUCUCAGACUACGGGAUAAAGACUACGCUCGGCAGGUUGACAAACUUGUCGACUGGAAAUGAAAGUCAUGUAGAAAUCUCGGCCUCCGAAGAAUUCUUUCGAAACCAAGUUCUAGAUAUAUCAGAUGGUGUGGAGAAUAUGGGGACACUAAGAUGGCCGCUGAUCGGUUGUCUUGCGGUGACCUUCCUGUCUGUAUAUUUGUGCCUACUCAAUGGGGUCAAAUUAUCUGGCAAGAUCGUGUACGUCACAGUGUCCUGUCCCUACAUCCUCAUCCUGGUGUUCCUGGUCCGCAGUUCCUCCCUCCCCGGUGCUGUAGACGGUGUCAUGUUCUUCAUCAUGCCACACUUUGAAAAACUUAUUGAUCCAAAGGUGUGGAUGGAGGCACUCGGACUGAGUUUGUAUCAAAUGGGAAUUAGCUACGGGUUCCUAAUAACAAUGGCAGCCCACAACCCAGUCAACAACAACUGUUUUAGGGAUGCGUUAUUCAUCACGGUGAUCACGCUGCUGUCACAGAUAUUCUUCGGCUUCGCUGUGUUCUGCAUCACCGGGCAUGUGGCGUUUAAACGUGAUGUCCCCAUCGAACACUUCCAGACCUCAGGCUUCAAGCUGGGUUUUAUUACAUAUCCGGAGGCAGCCUCAUAUCUCCCCUUGCCUCAGCUUUGGUCCGUCUUCUUGUUUGUGAUGCUUUAUACAUUAGGAAUAGACAGUUUGGUUCCAUCUUAUGAAGUUGUGACAAACAUGUUCAGUGAAUGGUUCCCGAACUUCGCCAGACGACGAUGGCUCCUCAACGCCUGCGUGUUGUUCCCGUCCUUCCUGCUAGCCCUGCCCUACAUGACACAGGGCGGGGUAUAUUUCCUCACUCUUGUGGAGUGGUAUGCUUUUUUCCCUGCUAUCAUCCUUUUCGCUAUGUUGGAAUGCGUCGUUGUCGGCUGGAUAUAUGGAGUGAAGAGGAUAGACAAGGCUAUGGUGUUACUCUGGGGCAAACAUCUGUCCCCGAUCAUAUCAUUUCUGUGGAGAUUUGCCUGUCCGAUUCUAUUAGCUGUCAUGUUCGCCUUCUCGCUGUACUCCUACCACCCACCCCAGUUUGAAGAGUACAACUUUCCUCCGUGGGCCAAAUGGUUCGGAUGGCUUAUUUCAGUUGCCACCGUCAUCCCCACCCCAAUCCUCCUCAUCCAUUCCGUGUACACGGCCCCGGGAGAUUCCUUACGCGAGAAAAUACGCAUCGCCUUCCAGCCUAAGCACAGAUGGGCGACACACGACCCUGAUACUGAUGAAGAUGGAACGACUCCUACGACGAUCGAACUGAUAGCAAAAACAUGAGCACUAAAUCAGGGUUACAAUUUUCCCCAAUGUGCCGAACUUUUGUGAUAUUGUUUCAUGUUUGGGAUUCGAACCCAAACCACAAGGGAGACUAUUCUACCCAAUGACUGUUAUCCUCCUUAUAUCAGCAAGACCAUCAUUCAUGAUAAUGUACUCGUCCUUCCAUUCCCCACACGUGUUCUGCUGACAUAUCACACCAUAGACAUCUAUCGGUCAAGUGUUUUUGUGCUAAAACGUUCAAUAUAUCCGAAACAGAAAUUUCGCCAUUGCGUUUGCUUCCAGUGUUAUCAACUUUACCUCAUAGUUGCAAAUUUAAUUUAAUCCACACGAGUAUGUUUUUACAUUAUGUUAACAUCAUCAUUGUAUCAUUGGAGGUGAAAUGGGGUUUUAACGUUACAUCCAUAAUUAGUGCAUUUACAUAGCGACGUACAUGCACGCGUGUCGACUCUAUAGUGCCAGCCCACUGAGAUACCAUGCCGCAGUUUAACAUGAACACCCCACUCAGACACAGUAUACUGACUCCGUAGCCGACCAGUCAUUGUUUUAUCCCCUUUAUGCCGAGCGCCAGACAGGGUAACAAAAAGAACCAUCUUUUAACGUCUUUUGGUAUGACGCGGCCGGGGAAUCCCUUGACCUUCCGCUCUCCGGGGGAUGCUCUACCGCCAGACCACAGUCGGUCCUUCAUUGCCUAUUAUUUAGCAUUUCGUUACUGUUUAUAUUUCAAUUGAAACGAUUUGGUUUUCAAUAACCUACUUUUAAAUAACCCACUUCAUGAUUUAGUUUCCCGGUGAGGAUUCCGAUAUGGAACAUGUGCGGAAUGCCCAAUGCUUUAUUUGUUUGUUGUUAUUGUUAUCGAUAUUUGCUCAUACUAUCAACCACUGACGCGCCUGACCCAGACUCGCUACCUUGUCGAAGCUGGAAACACAUGGCUGAUAGCGGAGAAAAACAACAUUAAUUUACUGGUAUUUUUCGUAUAACGGAUAACCGCUCUAUGGAGUCAGUUAAAACUGAUAUGUUCCUAUUUAUAACAUGUUCUGAAUCAUAUUCCACUAGGUGAGAGAGUGUACUGCUUCAUCAAUGCCCGCAUCAUCAAUCUUGCAAUCUUAUUAAAAUCACAUCUUUUACCCCGAUAUGAAGCCACUCUGAGCGACCUUUGAGCGAAUGAAGGAUGCUUUGGGUUUUGAGCCAAUCAGAUGUCAGCUUUCUAAAAAUGUUUCAUUUCUAUGCGGAAUCUCAAAAACAUAUCAAUUCGGAAUUUCGAUUUUAACAAACGAAAACUAACUCUGGACAGAGAUACGGGUUUUGAGUGUUGGUACGAUGGUGCUCAGAAACGACAGGGUGAAUACAAUAUUCACAACAAUAACAUGGCGCGGACUGUGAUAUGUUCAUUCGGGAAAGGUAGUUUACUUCGUUUUCGAGAUUACCCGUGAAGAUCCGGUUUAGAAUUGGUCUUCAUUAAAUCAUGCUUUACAUAACAUGAUUAUCGUAAGAGGCGACUAACGGGAUUUGGUUGAUGCAUGAAAACAUAUCCUAAUUGCAGACGGUUUCAUAAUACUGUCCAUGUUAACGAGGUUUCAUUCGGACUGUAAAUAGCAUGUCGAAACCUUAUCUUAAGGUAAACCUAUUUUGCUUUCAGCGAAACGUACCAAUCCAACUUAUUCCAAUUCAUGGUAUCCAUUCCUUGUAAGGCUUUUCAUUUUGUAUGGUGCACGUGUUGAGUACAUGUCCAAAUUUGACGUAUUGGUAACAAAAAUAAUGUCAGAUGCUAUUUGCUGUUGUGACGUACCACGUUUCCGUGUUUGCACAGGUGAACAGUUGACAUGCCUUUGCAUGUGUUUCUGACGGGUGCCACCGAUGGGGCAGGAUACAAACCUAUUCGCGAACACCUGGUGUCUUUACUACUUGAGAGUGAUUCGUAAACACAUGCUCGUGAUAUAAUCGGAAUCGUACAAUGGAUUCAGAUUUUAGAAGAUAGUUUUUAGGAUUAUAAAAAACGUUUUUAUUAACAUUGGGGUGAAAAUCCGAAGAUAUGUAUGUGGCUUCACUUGCGAAGUUAUCAUCUAAGAAGUUGUUUCUAUUGCGUAUUGCUGUUAUAUUGCGAAGUUGUAUCCUCGCGUACGGGAGAGUGGAUAGUUGAAGCUCUCGUAAAAUAUAUCGUUAGUCCAAGAUUUUAAAGGGUCGCUACUAAUAACGAAUUGCUAUAAACAGAUAAACUACCGAUCAGUGAUUCAAGUCCAUGUAAACAGAUCCUCUUUAUAUAACACUGCAUGAUAGCGUGGUGUUGUGGAGUCGUUCUUGUAUUAAGAGCGACAAAAUGCUCUUGUAGAGCUUCAACAUUCUACAUAUUUGUUUACUAUACGUACUGUGUAAACACAAAUCUUCUAUGGAAAUAAAAUUAUCGAGUAUCAAG